Messenger RNA from Penicillium pulvis, 2040 nucleotides. Its product is annotated as RsfS/YbeB/iojap family protein. The record is from RefSeq and is a predicted model, not a curated record. The transcript has a single exon. Gene Ontology annotation, cellular component: mitochondrion. The coding region runs from base 1 to 2040 and encodes 679 amino acids. Lineage: Eukaryota; Fungi; Ascomycota; Eurotiomycetes; Eurotiales; Aspergillaceae. Gene Ontology annotation, biological process: mitochondrial gene expression; mitochondrial proton-transporting ATP synthase complex assembly; mRNA stabilization.
AUGAGUGGAGCCCUAUUUCGAGGGGCCGUGUGCCAAUCCUGUCGCCAUGAAGUGCUACGAUCUUUUAUUGCCGUAUCAGGUCUGCCGAUGCCGCGAUACACCUCUCAUUUGCGCUCCAGCUUGAAUGCCAGAGCUUUCUCCGCUCUAGCACCAAAGCGAUCUGAUCGUCCCCCUAUCUCGAAUCCCUCAGAUAUCAAUUUUUCGCCUCUAGAAUCGUCUUCAGAAUCGGCUCCAGAGACAAUCACAGAAAACGAGGACAAUGAGCCUGCAGAGUCACAGGUCCCUUGGUACCUGCAGGAAGAAGCGCCAACCAGAAAAGUCCGCCCAUUAAUCGGAGAUCACAUCCCAAAGAUCCCAGAGAACUCCCCAGCUAUGCUUCCGAACCUCAUGGAGUACACAUAUCAGGAUCUUGGCUUGGAUGAGCUGAAACUUUACGAUCUUCGCGGUCUUGACAUUCCGGCAGCCCUGGGCGCCAAUGUCAUUAUGAUCGUUGGUACCGCUCGCAGCGUGAAACACUUGAACGUUGCUGCCGAUCGCCUGUGCCGUUGGCUCCGCAGCACAUAUAAGCUUUCGCCGUAUGCUGAUGGAUUGCUGGGUCGCAAUGAGUUGAAGAUCAAGCUCCGUCGCAAGGCCAAACGCGCUCGUGCCGCUAGUCACGCGGGUACGAUGAUCGACGAAAAGGAUGACGGAAUUACCACCGGUUGGAUUUGUGUGAACAUGGGUGUAGUCGACAAGGAUGUUGCCAGUCCCCAGCUCAGCGAGGUUGGGUUUGAAGGAUUCGGUCAGCUUGAUACCGGAACAAGUGUGGUGGUUCAGAUUUUCACCGAGGAAAAGCGGGCUGAUGUGGAUCUGGAUGGUCUCUGGCAAGGGACUUUGGAUCGGGCUGAGCGCAAGAGACUUCAAGACGCUUCAGACCCUGUCCCCAAAACCGAUCCCUCAACCAAGAGCUCCCAGCGCGGAGGCAUGGGCACCCCUGGUGGUCAACGUCGAGGUAUGCAUACUGGGCGGCAAGACGAGGCAACCGCCAGCCAAGCUGAGGCCCUGGAAUAUCCGUCUACUGCCUCCAAGCCCCCUGGAUUUGGCAUGAGUACUGAGUCGUUGAUGCAGAAGCUACUCGGACUCCCCCACGAUAAUGCUCGCGGUGAGCUUGGAACUGGUCCUGAGGAUUACACAUCCACUCUUUUUCUGCAGCUUCUAUAUGCUAGCUUGCCAGCCGAAAUUUCCGCCAAAGAAAAAGCUAUUUUACGAUUGAGACUGCACUCAAUUGCGGUUUCUAGACAACACUCUGGCUACAGCAAGGACGUUCUGUUCAACGCAUUCAACAAGUUCCUUUCUAAUGGCAAUAAAAUUUCCGACGAGCUUGCAUUUGAUGUUGUCGCCGCCCUUUUGACCCCGCGCCUGGAACCUUCUUCCCAGACACCUGCCCAGUUCCUUCCUGAAGCCGACGUUGAGCUAGCUCUCCAGGUGCUGGAACGGCUGAGUCUGCGUGGUGUUCCCAUUCUUAAUAUGAAAGUGUUUAAUAUGUUAUAUGAGGCGGUCAACACUCCAGCUGCGCCAUUCUCAUCUCCUGAGGAAGUCGAACGAACUGCAAGCGACAAGCGUCAGAUGUUGACUCGUCUCUCUAAAAUUCUUGCCGAGGCAGAGGUGCCUUUUGAUGCGGUCGAGGCCCGCAAGCUUAUGUUCACCCUGUUCCGGUGUCAAGAUUACGACGGUUUCUGGCGCCUCUGGCGCCUGUUCCCUCUGAAGAACGCUACUCGUACACAGGCAGAUUAUGCCCAAUUGUUCCAACUUCAUGCGGAGCUUGGCGAGGAGCAACGGGCCCGCGACCUCCUGUCUGCAUGGGUACCUAUGAUGCGUCGGGAAAUGACUCCAAUAAUACUCCAGGGACCAAUUGUCAAUGCUAUCAUGCAUUGUAUCCUGGUGGCAGACCCGGAGAUUCAAUACCGAGCCGAGGACGGUUCCCCCAGCUACUUCAUGGACUUGUGGGCCCAGUGCCAACGAGCACUGGCUCAGGCAGAAGAAAUGAUGGAAGAGCAUUGA